GCGGCGCACCCGCAGCCCUCAGCUCCAGCACCGCGGACAGACAGCCUCUCUCAACGAGUACCACGAGACCAGCGCUGUCUGCAACACGCUAAAAAUAUCUUUGCCGUUUUUUAUGUUGUUGAAACUUUGUUGAGCUAAGUUUCAUCCUAAACAAACACUUCAUAUAGACGAUUGUUUAGAGCCCUUACAUAUCAUCGUGUUCAGUGGCACAGAGUUUUGAGCGCAUUUUAGCCACGAUGUCCGCCAACACGCAGCAGAGCAAGAGCUGCCCCAUUCCCACGCGUGUCCUGCACCUCAAAGACUGGUCCCAGCUCCCAGACUGCUACAGUCAGACCCCUGGAGGAACACUCUUCUCCACCACACCAGGGGGAACUCGGAUAAUUUAUGACAGAAAGUUCCUCCUAGACUGCAGGAACUCUCCCAUUGCCCGGACCCCACCCUGUUGUUUGCCCCAGAUUCCUGGGGUGACCAUUCCUUCACACCAUCCAAUGUCCAAACUGCAGGAACUCAAAGAGGAGUUGGAGGAGGAGAAUGAUCUGGCAGCUGAUGACAACCAGUUUGAAAUGGACAUUUGAGUCUUUCAUCUACCUCCUGUGGAGAAUUCUUUAUAUCUGUCGGGAUGUUGCUGCUUACCCCACGAUCAGCGGACAUUACAUAUUCACCAGAGUGCAGGGCUUUUUAAUGAGCUAAACACCCAAAGGGUGUCUUAUUCUUUUGUUUAAAAGUAUUUGUUUGGUGUUUACCAGAAAAAACACAAUUCUUUGACAAGUGGCAAUGUUUUAAAGUUCUUUAUUGUACAUAUGGUACUUUUCUACUUUUUUUUUUUUUGAAAAUGAAGCAUUAUGUGGGAGCCGGGCAUGACCAUGGCAAAAUCUCUCAUUUCUGAGCUUUGUAUCUCCACAAACAUUGCUUAUUGUUUAAUGGUAAAUACCAACUAUAUGCCAAAUGACUGUCUGUUGCAUAAGUUUGGCGUUUCACCUGAAAAAGCACAUCAGAACAUAAAUGUACACCAUUGUGUGCCCUCAGGGUUUUCUUGGUGUUUCAUUUGCCUGGAUUUCCUCAGGUUUUAUUAUUUUGAAUGAAAUAAAAAAAUGAGAAAAAAAA
This is a messenger RNA of Sinocyclocheilus rhinocerous, 1104 nucleotides long. RefSeq names its product eukaryotic translation initiation factor 4E-binding protein 3-like. The transcript is spliced from 3 exons. Gene Ontology annotation, molecular function: eukaryotic initiation factor 4E binding. Gene Ontology annotation, cellular component: cytoplasm. The coding region runs from base 237 to 575 and encodes 112 amino acids. Gene Ontology annotation, biological process: negative regulation of translational initiation. The record is from RefSeq and is a predicted model, not a curated record. NCBI's taxonomy places the organism in Eukaryota, Metazoa, Chordata, Actinopteri, Cypriniformes, Cyprinidae.